Messenger RNA from Colossoma macropomum (tambaqui), 753 nucleotides. It is a transcript of the gene lypc, whose product is annotated as ly6 domain containing, pigment cell. Lineage: Eukaryota; Metazoa; Chordata; Actinopteri; Characiformes; Serrasalmidae. The coding region runs from base 148 to 528 and encodes 126 amino acids. The transcript has 3 exons. The record is from RefSeq and is a predicted model, not a curated record.
AGUCUGUUAAAGAUGUGAAGUAGGAGAGGGACAGAUGUGGUUAUUGGGCUAUUAAGGUACAACUCUGAACCACACUGCAAGGUUCUGGAGCACUUCAUAAAAAUCUUUAGAAGAACAUAAGCUGGAAUACGACACCCCAAGAAAAAAAUGUGUCCUCGACUCAGUUCUCUUCUUUUGCUUUGCAUGCUGCCGUCUGUGGUGCCUCUCUUCUGUUACACUUGUGUGUUCCCUGCCAUCUCCCCCCUGGACUGCAUCAGAUACCCCACCAGAUGCCCCCCAGGCCAGCGCUGCCUCUCCAGCAAGGCCACUGGACAGAGAGGUGAAUUUCAGGUGGUCCUGUAUGAAAAGAGUUGUGUGCUCCCGUCUUUGUGUGGGAUCACUGGAGAGAAGUUUGCGAUGGGUUUAAACUUCACCUUCACCAAUGAGUGCUGUGAUACUCACCUGUGCAACGGAGCCAUAACCAGUGUGAGAGGCUUUUACACAGGCAUCCUGCUCUCUCUCACUCUCUCACUUCUUUUUUUACAGUGACCCUUGGUGAGAAACAGCGUUUAAUGAUAUUAACUAUCCUCUGACCACAUUAAAAAUACAUAUUAAAAUAAACUUUCGCAAUGCAAAGGAACACUUAUUAUUUCUGAGAUUUUCCUUGCAAAUCUGUACUUGGGUAAACUAACCACUAUUGGAAAAAUAAAUUAUUGCUUUUUUGUUUGUUUGUAUAUCUUUUUUGUGGUAUUAAUUUUAGUGGUGACUGAAAUA